Sparassis crispa is the source of this 621-nucleotide messenger RNA. RefSeq lists its product as hypothetical. The record is from RefSeq and is a predicted model, not a curated record. NCBI's taxonomy places the organism in Eukaryota, Fungi, Basidiomycota, Agaricomycetes, Polyporales, Sparassidaceae. The coding region runs from base 1 to 621 and encodes 206 amino acids. The transcript has 5 exons.
AUGCGCCGCGCACAAAGUGUCAGGCAUUAUGCUCGGCCGUCUCUGGCUCUCGGAGCGGACGAUCUGGGCAUGUUGAAAGAAUCACCAGACGAAUCUAUUGAGGACGUCCUACGACGCCAAUUACUUGAGAAGGACAGGGAGAACGACAAGCUGCAGACACAAAUUCAAACCCUGCAGGCUCAACUAGCCCAGCGACCACCUCUGGAAGCAGUUCAAGCAAUGCAGAAGGAACACACCAACCUAGAGAUUUUACUGCAGGGAACACAGCGCGAGAAUGAGCGGUGUAUGGCUGAAUUGGAGAGGGAAAGGACUCGCCAGAAAAUGUUGGAGAGAGAACUCGAGAGAUUGGCUGGAGCCAACUGGCAGGCAAACCUCGACAUCACAUCUUCAUCGGCCGUUCCUACCCGACAUCGCAGCGGGACUCAAUCAAGCAUUUUCGCCCAGGCUCAAGCAUCGAAACAAGAAGCCAGUACAACGCAGAUCGAACAGGUCCGCCUAUUGAUCCUUGGCAUGGAACAACGGUUGCAGUCGCGCGAGGAGAAGCUCCUCCAAACCGUCGAGCAUGCCGAGGCGGAGGGCUCGCGCUUCGAAGAAAUGCGGAAGCAGGCGUUGACCGCCUGA